UACGCGUGUGCGUGUCUGAUUGUAUGGGUUGUUCGCAGUACCGGGAAAUCGUGUUUGGCGCUCGCGUAUCGUUUUCCAAGUUGUUCGACAACGACGACAGUGACGACAGAUUUCCUUAGGCUCUAUCGCGCGAACAUCCAUCGGCGAUUUGCAUUUUGAACGGAACCAGGCUGGUCUAGGACAAUGUCGGAAACGUGAAGGACGCCUCAAAGCGUCUGCGACAGGACGAUGCAGAAAUGGUGACGGUCUUCGAUAUUCAGCGGCCAGGCGUUCGUCCUGUGGGAGAUAGAGACCAGAAGUAAGGAUGGCCUUUCACUGGGAUAAGCUCUCACCAGCAGAAUUUCAACAGCUCCAGAACUUGGUCGCUUAUUCUACGCGAAAGCUGCAGGAUGUCCUCGCCGAAUUUUGCGGAUCAAACACAACGUCCAGCGGUACUCCGAAAUACCACCCGGACGGGGACAUCGAUUACGAGGGAUUUCGGAAAUUCCUGGACACCUAUCUCGAAGACGCCACACCCGACGAACUGUCGCGACACCUUUUUCUAUCGUUCGUCAAAAAGGUGCCGCGCGGAGUCGACGGGAAAGCUUUCAAAGAGAUGGCCGUGCUAUCAUCGACGACCGGCUGUGCCGCAAUCACGUCCCACACAACGUCCAGCAGCAACGUGAACAGCACUGGUAUGCCUGGAGGAACAUCGAUAGAGAGUCACGGUGGUUCUUCGUUGGCCGAUAAAAUUCACAGCCUCACAGAAAAGUUGCAGGCCCUGGGACACCAUCGAACGGAAAGCGAAGCAUCCAGCAGGACCCGAACAGGAAGCGUACAUCCCAUAUUGAUGAUACAGCACACUUCGUACAGCUGCCACGACGUUAUCGAGAAAAAGAGCACCGAUAGCAGCCCCAGCCAUAGCCAAAUGUCACGGAAUUCGUCCAGGAAGUCGAACAAUUCGCUGCUCGUCAACAACGGGAAAUUGGAAGAGAUGAGACAUCUUGUCAGGAAGCAGAGCACGAUAGACGUUCAUUCGGUUAAAGUCAGCCUCAAGGAUAUCGUCUGUUAUCUUUCUCUCCUGGAAGCUGGUAGACCGGAGGAUAAAUUAGAAUUCAUGUUCCGACUGUACGAUACGGAUGGAAAUGGCGUUCUUGACACCAACGAGAUGGACUGCAUUGUUAAUCAGAUGAUGAAUGUCGCCGAGUAUCUCAAAUGGGACGUCUCGGAAUUGAAACCGAUACUGCAAGACAUGAUGGUAGAAAUAGACUACGAUGCUGAUGGCACGGUGUCUCUGGAGGAAUGGAAAAGGGGUGGUCUGACGACGAUUCCGUUGUUGGUACUCCUGGGUCUGGACUCGCACGAGAAAGAGGACGGAAAUCAUCUCUGGAGGCUCAAGCACUUUAGCAAGCCUGCCUAUUGCAAUCUCUGUUUGAAUAUGUUGGUUGGCCUCGGCAAGAAAGGACUUUGUUGCGUUUUUUGCAAGUACACGGUCCACGAAAGGUGCGUUCAGAGAGCGCCGGCAUCUUGCAUAGCCACUUACGUAAAGAGCAAGAAAACGUCGCAAACGAUGACUCAUCACUGGGUCGAGGGUAACUGUCAUGGGAAAUGUUCCAAAUGUAGAAAGACCAUAAAGAGUUACAACGGCAUCACGGGUCUGCACUGCAGAUGGUGUCAAUUGACCUUGCAUAACAGAUGCGGCUCGCAAGUGAGGACGGAAUGCACUCUUGGCGAGUUUGCGGUUCAUAUACUGCCGCCUACAGCAAUAUGUCCGAUCGUCCUGGACAGACAAAGAUCCUUGUCGCGGGAUAGCAAACGGGGAAGCAAACAUGGCCAGGAUUCGUCGUCCAUGAGCUCCACUGGGUUUUUAACAUCCGGCAACGCGUCGAACCAGCAGCCAGCGAUGUCCUUCCAAAUCACCCCACCGCCCGGUAUAGUGCCCCUGCUAGUCUUCAUAAAUCCAAAAUCCGGUGGCAGACAAGGCGAACGCAUGCUGAGGAAGUUCCAAUACAUCUUGAACCCGCGACAAGUUCAUAAUCUGGCCAUGGGUGGACCCAUGCAGGCCCUGCAAAUGUUCAAGGACGUGGAGAACUUCAAGGUGAUCUGCUGCGGGGGCGACGGUACCGUUGGCUGGGUUUUAGAAACCAUGGAUCGUGUUCAAUUCGAACACCAGCCCGCUGUAGGCGUUAUUCCGUUGGGUACAGGCAACGAUCUUGCGAGGUGUUUGCGGUGGGGUGGCGGUUACGAGGGCGAAGCUAUCCACAAAGUCCUCAAAAAAAUAGAAAAGGCGACGUCCGUGAUGAUGGAUCGUUGGCAAAUAGAGGUGCUGGAUCAGAACGAUGAGAAGAAACCGAACCAAGACAGUAUUCCAUACAAUAUCAUCAAUAAUUAUUUUUCGGUUGGCGUCGACGCGGCGAUAUGCGUGAAAUUCCACAUGGAGAGGGAGAAGAACCCCGAGAAGUUCAACAGUAGGAUGAAAAAUAAGCUAUGGUACUUCGAGUACGCGACCACGGAACAAUUCGCUGCCAGCUGCAAGAAUCUUCACGAAGACCUUGAAAUCAUUUGCGACGGAGUGCCGUUGGAUUUGGCUCACGGACCCUCCCUUCAAGGAGUCGCGUUACUGAACAUUCCUUUUACUCACGGAGGCUCGAAUCUCUGGGGCGAACAACAUCAGAAACACCGACUGGGCAAACGAAAAAAACGACCGGACAAGGAACUCAGCACCAGUAGCUUUAAUUCGGUCGAUCUCACAGCCGCGAUACAAGAUAUCGGAGACAAUCUCAUAGAGGUGAUCGGUUUAGAAAACUGUUUGCACAUGGGUCAGGUGAAAACAGGACUUCGUCAUUCCGGGAGGAGAUUGGCCCAGUGCAGCAGUGUCACCAUCACCACGAGCAAGAGAUUCCCCAUGCAGAUCGAUGGGGAACCGUGGAUGCAGGGCCCAUGCACUAUUCACAUAACGCAUAAAAACCAAGUCCCGAUGUUGAUGGCGCCUCCGCCAGAGAAGGGUCGGGGGUUCUUCCGUUUCUUAAGAAGGUGAACUCCGCC
This is a messenger RNA of Colletes gigas, 3024 nucleotides long. RefSeq names its product diacylglycerol kinase 1 (gene Dgk). Gene Ontology annotation, molecular function: ATP-dependent diacylglycerol kinase activity; calcium ion binding. Gene Ontology annotation, biological process: diacylglycerol metabolic process; intracellular signal transduction; lipid phosphorylation. The record is from RefSeq and is a predicted model, not a curated record. NCBI's taxonomy places the organism in Eukaryota, Metazoa, Arthropoda, Insecta, Hymenoptera, Colletidae. The transcript is spliced from 18 exons. Gene Ontology annotation, cellular component: plasma membrane. Bases 305 to 3016 code for a protein of 903 amino acids.